AUGGCCGCCACCUCUAGAAACCCCCGUGCUUCACGGCUUAUCGACACAGAAGCCCGCCGCAGCCGGUCAUUUGGCGGAUGUGGUACGUGUCGGAACCGGAGGAUGAAGUGCGACGAGGGGCGGCCGACGUGUUCUAUGUGCGAGGCCUCGGGCCUGAUGUGUAGUGGUUAUGAGAAAAACAUCUUUUUCGACUUUGAAGAUAUCCCAAGCUCCGGCAUGUCGCGUUUCCGGCGUCCAUUACUCACGGAGGAGGAGCGCGAGUCUAUGAGCGAGAAACUCACCUCGAGCGUCCCACCAGCACUGACUCUCUGGCACAUUGCGCAGAUAGAGGAUGAGUGCGAAAGACUACCAGUAUCCCAGAACAUAGACAUCAGCCGAGGUCCCUUCGGAGUCUUCAGGAUACCUCAGUCACCAGCAAAACCUGUCAAAGAUUUGCCUAUGUCCAGCCCUGAGUCAGACUUCUCGGUUGUUGCCCCCGCGGAAUCCACUCACGGGAUAUUCGAGGAUAUCCCCGAGGAAGCCGAUGAAGAAUUCUUGGCGCCGCCUGAAGAUCCGCCAUUGACGAAGACCCCAUCACCAAUAGGACCGAGCUUGGAUAGCUUUGAUCAACGACAGCUGAGUCCCAUAACAGAGUGGUGGAACAUGAACGAAUGGUGGACCAUGAGCGACCUACCAAGUGUAGGAAACUGGUGGGAUACACCGGUAGACUUGGAUCGAGUCCGAGACAUUACCGACAUCACUUUCUCAGGUCUCCAACAGUCACCUAGGACACUGAUCCCGCCACAAGACGCAUGCCUUUCCCAUGUCUUCCCAGAAACCCCGGCCCAGCAACUAGCAACACCAGAAAGCUCCUCCAUACCGCCAACUAUAGACUGUAACGUGCCUCACGAUGCAGUUUUCUUACUCAAACACUACUCCACCACAGUCCUCAGGGGCUUCACUCCCUUUCGCCACAGCAAAACCCCAUGGCAUAUUCUAUUCAUUCCCUACGUCAAAAGCUGCCUGGCUGCUCUAACCCUUGGUGAGGAUAUGGAUCAUGCCAGCCUUACUGCUUUCUACGGCACACUCGCCAUCAGCGCAUCGAGUCUCGGUGGCAUUUCCAACUCUCGAAAGUGGUGCGAGCAAGCCAAGAGCUACAAGCAACGAGCACGUCAGCACGUCCGGCUCAUGCUCCAAACAGCCUACGAAGUGCCCAAGACAGCCAAGUACAAGUCCAUCUUGAUAGCAAUCUUGACAAUGGUCCAGAUCUCCAGUGUAUCUGGUAAUCGAGAUCAAGCGGAGUGCUACUUGCUCGAGGCAGAGAAGUUUAUCCGCGUCAAAGGCCUCAACCGCAAGAAGUCCCGCAAAGUUCGGCUGCUUCACCACUGCUACGCCUUUGAGCGUUUGCUACACGAGAGCACAUUUCCCGGAAGCAUCCAGUCUGAGCACCGCAAACAUGUCCGCAAAGCUAUCGAAGCGAGCAACGCAAGCUCCUAUAGCCUCGACAGCUUGUCGUUCCGAUUGACAGAAUGGGUCAAUCUCGACCAAGAAAUGCAGAGAAUCAAGGACCAGGACGUCGGCGAGAACGACUUGCACCUGCAGAUACCCGGUAUAUGGACCGCCACACUGUACCCGGAAAUCUUUGGGAUACCCGAGAUCCACGUCUUUCUGCUCUCCCUCGUCAUCCGGUUAGGGAGAGCAAAGGACGAUGAGAUGUUCUCUGAUGCAACCGGCCUGAAAGAGUUCAUGAGCCGCGCAAAGUCUGUCGAGAAGUGCAUCCACCAGCUCAAGCGGAAACCCAGCCACGUGGUGGCAGACGGGUUGAUCACGGACCCCGAGCUUCAGCAUUGCCAGCAGCUACUUGACAACCUUGCGCAAGCCAUGCAAUUGGCAUUGGCUAUUUAUUUCUAUCGGAAGGUAUACGACGUGGAGGCAGACAUGCUGCAGGACAAGGUGAUAGGCGUUCGUGACUGCUUGCUCCGGUUCGAAGCGACCGAGUCGGAGAUGGGGUAUGGUUCGGCCAGACUCGUGUGGCCUGCCUUCAUAGCCGCGAGUGAGGCGGAGGAUCCAGAGGUGCGGAUGUCGUUUAGUCAAUGGUUCAAGGAUUGGGCGCGUCGGAGCGGUCUUCGGAUCUUCAGUGACUCGUUGGCGGACAUCGAGAGGCGUUGGGAGGGGAAGCGAGGAUCGGAGGCGGCAAAGGUCGCUGUAACCGGCGCUGGCUCUGGCAUGGGUCUUGCUACAGCUCAGCUCUUAGCUGAACGUGGCGCUAAGAUCUCGCUGGCUGACAUCAAUGAAUCAUCUCUCAAAGAGGCGGUCGCAUCUUUACCAGACAGCGAAAGCCAUAUUUAUGAGGUUGUCGAUGUAAGGGAUGGCGAGGCAGUGGACAAAUGGAUUCAAAAUACGGUCAAGAAGUACGGCAAGCUGGACGGCGCCGUCAAUAUGGCCGGGGUCAUCACCCAUGCCACCCCCGUAGCAGAGCUUACCGACAAGGAUUGGGAUUUCGUCUUCGCCGUUAACGCUAAGGGCGUGUUCAACUGCAUUCGAUCCCAGCUGAAGGCCAUGUCCGCCGGCGCAAGCAUUGUGUCGGCGGCAAGCACAUUUGGACAGUUUGGCGCGCCCGGCAAUGCCGCCUACUGCGCAAGCAAAGCGGCCGUUAUCAACCUGUCAAGGACAGCGGCCAAAGAGAACCAGAACAUUCGUGUAAACUGUGUUUCACCAGGAUCCGUCAACACGCCGCUGUCGAGAGGCGAGAACCCAGAGGAUGUCAAGCGUGGGCUGCAAGUUACUGCACAGAAGCGCAGGGCAGAGCCGAUUGAGAUUGCUCGUGUUAUUGCGUUCCUACUUAGCGAUGAGGCUUCUUUUGUUACUGGUGCCGUUUACAAUGUCGACGGCGGUUGGGUUUGUUAA
Colletotrichum gloeosporioides is the source of this 2886-nucleotide messenger RNA. RefSeq names its product 3-oxoacyl-[acyl-carrier-protein] reductase FabG. The record is from RefSeq and is a predicted model, not a curated record. Gene Ontology annotation, molecular function: oxidoreductase activity; DNA-binding transcription factor activity, RNA polymerase II-specific; zinc ion binding. Bases 1 to 2886 code for a protein of 961 amino acids. The transcript is spliced from 5 exons. Lineage: Eukaryota; Fungi; Ascomycota; Sordariomycetes; Glomerellales; Glomerellaceae. Gene Ontology annotation, biological process: regulation of DNA-templated transcription.